AUGGCUACUAGUGCUACUGCAGUAGUUCCUGGUUCUCCUCCUGCUGCUGUAGCCACUAGUGCCACUAAUGCUGUUGCCACUCGUACUACUGCUUCAAUUGCUACUAGUGCUACUGCAGUAGUUGCUGGCGCUGCUGCUGUUCCUGUAGCCACUAGUACCACUAAUACUAUUACCAAUAUUACUACUGCUUCAAUUGCUACUAGUGCUACUGCGGUAGUUCCUGGUUCUCCUGCUGCUGUUGCCACUUGUAAUACUCCUACCGCUGUUGCUGCUGGCAGCUGUUACGACGCCGAAGCUGCAGCAGAAGCUGUUGCAAUUUGA
Messenger RNA from Macrobrachium nipponense, 321 nucleotides. Its product is annotated as ice-structuring glycoprotein-like. The record is from RefSeq and is a predicted model, not a curated record. The transcript has a single exon. Bases 1 to 321 code for a protein of 106 amino acids. Lineage: Eukaryota; Metazoa; Arthropoda; Malacostraca; Decapoda; Palaemonidae.